UCUAGCCACAAUAGGCUAUAUGGCCCCUGAAUAUGGACUUGAGGGAAGAGUGUCUAGGCAAGGUGAUGUGUAUAGCUAUGGAAUUUUACUUAUGGAGACCUUCACACAGAAAAAACCCACUGAUGAAAUGUUUGUGGGAGAGUUUAGCAUCAAAGAGUGGGUGAAAAUGUCGUGCCCUAAUUCACUACUUGAUAUCGUUGAUGCAAAAUUAUUGGUGGAAGAAGGAGAAACAGAUACUAAACAGGACUGCUUGUUGUCUAUAAUGACUUUAGCUCUGAAUUGCUCAGCUGAGUCUCCGGGUGAAAGGACAAGAAUGAAAGACGCUAUGAAUGCUCUUAAAAAGAUUAAAAGAUUACUCUUGAACUAAAAUAUAUGCUUUAGUGUUAGGCUCAAUUUACAUAUUUAGAAUCAUUUUUAGAAGUUCUUGUAACCCCUUUUGAUUAAGAUGUAAC
Molecule: messenger RNA, 452 nt
Organism: Arachis ipaensis
Lineage: Eukaryota; Viridiplantae; Streptophyta; Magnoliopsida; Fabales; Fabaceae
Source: RefSeq, a predicted model, not a curated record